This is a messenger RNA of Sinocyclocheilus rhinocerous, 3749 nucleotides long. It is a transcript of the gene ace, whose product is annotated as angiotensin I converting enzyme (peptidyl-dipeptidase A) 1. The transcript has 23 exons. Gene Ontology annotation, molecular function: metallopeptidase activity; peptidyl-dipeptidase activity. Gene Ontology annotation, biological process: proteolysis. Gene Ontology annotation, cellular component: plasma membrane. Lineage: Eukaryota; Metazoa; Chordata; Actinopteri; Cypriniformes; Cyprinidae. Bases 129 to 3599 code for a protein of 1156 amino acids. The record is from RefSeq and is a predicted model, not a curated record.
AGGGGGAAGGAAGGACACAGAUAGGAAACAACCACUGGACAGGAGCAUCCAGCAGUGACAAGACGGCUCCUCCGGGAACUUUCAUACCUGCACUUUUCCUAUUCCUCACUUCGCAACUGUGGUCCAUUAUGUCCCGGGCAGUGCUGCUGCUGACUCUCAUCAGCACGAGCGCAGCUCUGAAACCCGAGUGGAUCCCGGGGGAUUAUCCUAUGACAGAGGCGGGGGCUGAGAGCUUCGUGAGCGACUACAACUCAACGGCCGAGGAGGUCUUCUACUUCAGCACAGAGGCCAGCUGGAACUACAACACCAACCUGACAGAUCACAAUUCACAGCUGCAGAUAGAUGCGUCUUUGGAGGAGCAGGCUUUCACAGAAGCAUGGGGUCAAAAAGCAAAGGCUACCUUCAGUGAUUCUCUCAUGGAUAGCUUCACUAAUCCAGAUCUGAAGAAAAUCAUCAAUAAUAUCAAUGUUCUGGGACCCGCAAAUCUCCCAACUGCUGAGAGAGAGAAGUACAAUACCAUUCUGAGCCAGAUGGACAGCAUCUACUCAACUGCAAAGGUGUGUCCUUCAGAGGAAUGCUGGUCUUUGGAGCCUGGCAACAUGUGGUCACAAACGUGGAACAAGAUCUACAACAUGAUGAUUCCUUUUCCUGACAAGCCCAAUGUAGAUGUGACGGACACCAUGGUUGCUAAAGGUUAUAAUGCCACUCACAUGUUCCGGGUUGCCGAGGGGUUCUUCACCUCUCUGGGUUUGCUCGAAAUGCCUCCUGAGUUUUGGGACAAGGCCAUGCUAGAGAAACCCACUGAUGGAAGGGAGGUGGUCUGCCAUGCCUCUGCCUGGGACUUCUACAACCGCAAAGACUUCAGAAUCAAACAGUGCACCACUGUGACUAUGGAGCAGCUUUUCACCGUGCAUCACGAGAUGGGCCAUGUGGAAUAUUACCUCCAGUACAAAGAGCAGCCGGUCAGCUUCAGGAGAGGAGCCAAUCCUGGCUUCCAUGAGGCCGUAGGGGAUGUGCUGUCUCUGUCUGUCUCCACACCCAAACAUCUCCACACUAUCGGCCUCCUGGAACAACUGACCGAUGAUGCUGAGAGUGACAUCAACUACCUGUUGAAGAUGGCUUUGGAAAAGAUCGCCUUCCUUCCUUUUGGAUAUCUUAUUGAUCAGUGGCGCUGGGGUGUGUUUAGUGGACGAACACCGCCAGAACGUUACAAUGCAGAAUGGUGGUACCUCAGGACAAAAUACCAAGGCAUCUGUCCACCAACCAGACGCACAGAAGAGCAUUUUGAUGCUGGAGCAAAAUAUCACAUUCCUGGAAACACACCGUACAUCAGAUACUUUGUGAGCUUCAUUCUGCAGUUCCAGUUCCAUGAGAAAUUAUGUCAGGAGGCUGGACAUACUGGACCUCUGCACAAAUGCGAUAUCUACAGAUCCAAAGAGGCUGGAGCUGUUUUAGAGAAAGUCUUGAAGGCUGGCUCUUCAAAGCCUUGGACAGAGGUGCUACAAGAGGCUCUUGGCACUAACAGAAUGGACGCCAGCCCCCUGAUGAGCUAUUUUGAGCCAGUUACUACCUGGCUGCAGGAACAGAACACGGAAACGGGAGAGACGCUGGAACUCAUCCUCACGUUUCUGAAUGCCUCAGGUAAAAUAACAGAUGAGAUGCUGGCCAAACAGUUCUUAGAGGAAUACAACAGCACAGCCGAGGAGGUCUGGAACGCUUACACUGAGGCCUCCUGGACCUACAACACUGACAUCACUGAAGCCAACAAGAAGAUCAUGCUGCAAAAAAACUUGGAGAUGGCCAACCACACAAAGAUCUAUGGACUACAGGCCCGUAAGAUCGACACCAGUGACUUCCAGGAUGAGUCGGUGAAGAGAAUCUUGACGAAACUGAGUGACCUUGAGAGAGCUGCGCUUCCUGAAGAAGAUCUCAUAGAGUACAAUAAUUUGCUAGCAUCCAUGGAGACCCUGUACAGCGUAGCCACAGUCUGCAAGGAUGAAUCAAAGUGUCUACCUCUAGAUCCAAAUUUGAAUAAGAUCAUGGCCGAGUCCAGGGAUUAUGACGAGCUGCUGUUCGCCUGGCAGGGUUGGCGCAAUGCCUCCGGCAGAGAGCUCCGCAACAGCUACAAGAGAUAUGUGGAGCUUGCCAACUUAGCUGCAAAGAGCAAUGGUCACACGGAUAAUGGGGCAUUCUGGCGUUCCCUGUAUGAGACCCCCACCUUUGAAGAGGAUCUAGAGGCCUUGUGGAAAGAUCUAGAGCCGCUCUACCUCAACAUUCAUGCCUAUGUGCGCAGGGCACUGUACAAGAAAUAUGGACCAGAACACAUCAACCUUAAAGGACCAAUUCCAGCUCAUCUGCUCGGAAAUAUGUGGGCCCAAACGUGGUCUGCUAUCAUGGACCUUGUCAUUCCGUACCCUGAUGCCACACAAGUGGAUGCCACGCCAGCCAUGAUUGCCCAAGGUUGGGACCCCAAACGGAUGUUCGAGGAAUCGGACCGGUUCUUCACUUCUCUGGGUCUUCUGCCCAUGCCUCCUGAGUUCUGGAACAAGUCCAUGCUGGAAAAGCCAACAGAUGGACGUGAAGUGGUCUGUCACGCAUCUGCGUGGGACUUCUACAACCGCAAAGACUUCAGGAUCAAGCAGUGCACAGUGGUGACCAUGGACGACCUCAUUACUGUGCACCAUGAGAUGGGCCACGUUCAGUACUUCCUGCAGUAUAAGGAUCAACCCAUCUCUUUCCGCGACGGCGCCAACCCUGGAUUCCAUGAGGCCAUUGGUGACGUUUUGGCCCUGUCAGUUUCCACACCUAAACAUCUUCAGAGCAUUGGCCUGCUGGACAAGGUGGAGGACAAUAAAGAUGUCCUGAUGAGCAUUGCCUUGGAUAAGAUUGCCUUCCUGCCUUUUGGCUACCUGAUGGACCAGUGGAGGUGGAAGGUAUUUGAUGGAAGGAUCUCAAGCUCAGAGUACAACAAAGAGUGGUGGAACCUGAGAAUGAAGUACCAGGGAUUGUGUCCACCUGUACCGCGCACUGAGGAAGACUUCGACCCUGGUGCAAAGUUCCACAUCCCAGCUAAUGUGCCCUACGUCAGGUACUUUGUGAGUUUUGUAAUCCAAUUCCAGUUCCACAAAGCCCUGUGUGAAGCAGCCGGUCAGCCAGCUCCACUCCACAACUGUGACAUCUACCAGUCCAAAGAAGCAGGGAAACUCCUGGGUGAUGUGAUGAAGAUGGGCUUCAGUAAACCCUGGCCCGAAGCCAUGACUUUAAUUACUGGCCAGCCCAAAAUGUCAGUCCAGCCUCUGAUGGAGUACUUCCAACCGCUCAUCGAGUGGCUGGUGGAGGAGAACAAAAAGAACGGUGACGUCCUGGGAUGGCCAGAGUACGAUUGGACGCCUUACAAAAUCACUUCAGUGAUGGAAGAGAAGCCGAAAGCAAUCAGUUUCCUGGGUUUGAGUGUGGAUGAGGGAGGCGCUGUGGCGGGACAGUGGAUUCUCCUGGUUCUGAGCAUCGUCUUCCUGCUUGGCAUCAUCUAUUUAGUCUACAGAUACAGGAAGACUAAACGCUUACAGGACAAAUCAAUGUCUCAGAUGGAGCUCAAGUAAAAUCCUUUAAAUAGGAAUACAUUCUAUUCUUACCAUGCAGUCAUUACUUUUUGACAGAAUCCACGAAUGUAAUGUAUAUUUAUUAUUUUUGGUCAAAUUUGUUUAAUAUGCAAUGAAAGGUGACUUGUAAUUUAUUUGUAAAAAAAAAAA